GCUGUCAGUGGUGGCUAUAGUUCCCAGUCAGUCUAUACAGACCACGAAGACCCUCUGACGGAAACCUAGCCAGACUAGAACUAGCCGCCUACCCUUCAUGAAUCUUCUAUGCCUUUGACAAUGGCUGCUGUAAGCGCUCUACUACUUCUACUGCCGGUAGCGUGGACUUGUGCCCCCCAGAAAGCAGACUAUGUGAUGGUGUCGUGUUUCCCCAAUGCCAUCAUUGCUAACGUCCCGGAGUGUCCCUACGGCUGGGAGAUCGGCCAGCUGUCCCUAGGGGGGCUGUGUUACAGCGGUGUCAACAGCCCAGGGUACUUUCGCUUCACCAUCCCUGACCUGACGCCCAAAAACAACUCGUACUGUGGCACUCACGCCGAGUAUAUUGGUGGUAAAGACCCCAAGUAUGUCUUCUACAACUCCAUUGUGUCCAAUGACACUUCACUAACAGUCAGAAACCAGCCGGUCAACUACACGUUCAGCUGCACGUACCGGGCCGCCUACUUGGUCAACAACGCCGUCUUCAGCCAAAGAGUGGCUACAGUUUUUGUCAGCAACGGGAGUUUAGGCACUUUUAGUUCACAGUUGUCUAUGAACGUAUUCACGAAUUCCAAGUUCCUGUAUGCCAAAGACGCCCCCUAUGUGAUUGACACAUCAGAGAUUGGCUCUGAAGUGUUCAUUGGGAUGGAAGCCAAAGGACUCAGCAACAGAUUCAAAGUGGUGAUAAGCAACUGCUGGGCGACACCCACUCCUUACUCAAUAGACAAGAAGAGGUGGAAUCUCAUCAUCAACAGCUGCUCGUAUGACAAAACUGUGACCAUUUUCGAGAACGCCAAAGACAGCCGCUCCAUGUUCAAGUUCAACUCCUUCCGCUUCCAGCGCCAGGAGAAGGUGUCCACUGUUUGGCUUCACUGCGAGGUUGGGGUUUGUGACGGGGAAAAACUAUCAUGUCAGCCAGGCCCGUGCACUGCCAGAAGCCUCCCUUCUGAAGCAGAGCCAAGUGGCGGUAUCCUCACCACAGAGUUCCACCUUAAAGCUAAUGAAUCUUCCAAUAAUGAACACAUCACAGGCACGUCUCUAUGUAUCCUGUGUAUAGUCCUGGUAAACACACUGUUGGGUUGUGUGAAUCUACCCAAAAUGUAGAAUAUAUAAAUGCAUUAGAACUGUAUGUGUGGACAGACUACUACACUUUUGGAGAGGAUAUGAAACUAUAUAGACAUGCUGGACACAUAUACUGACAAGAAUAUACACUACCGGUCUAAAGUUUGGAUACACCUACUCAUUCAAGGGUUUUUCUUUAUUUUUACUAUUUUCUACAUUGUAGAAUAAUAGUAAAGACAUCAACGCUAUGAAAUAAGACAUAUGAAAUCAUGUAGUAACCAAAAAAGUGUUAAACAAAUCAAAAUAUAUUUUAUAUAUGAGAUUCUCCAAUAGCCACCCUUUGCCUUGAUGACAGCUUUGCAUGCUCUUGGCAUUCUAUCAACCAGCUUCACCUGGAAUGCUUUUCCAACUGUCUUGAAGGCGUUCCCACAUAUGCAGAGCACUUGUUGGCUGCUUUUCCUUCAGUCUGCGGUCCGACUCAUCCCAAACAAUCUCAAUUUGUUUGAGGUCGGGGGAUUGUGGAGGCCAGGUCAUCUGAUGUAGCACUCCAUCAUUCUCCUUCUUGGUAAAAUAGCCCUUACACCACCUGGAGGUAUUGAAAAGCAAAUGAUAGUCCCACUAAGCCCAAACCAGAUGGGAUGGCGUAUCACUGCAGAAUGCUGUGGUAGCCAUGCUGGUUAAGUGUGCCUUGAAUUCUAAAUAAAUCACAGUGUCACCAUCAAAGCACCCUUACACCAUGAUAACUCCCCCAUGCCUUAUGGUGGGAAAUACACAGGCGGAGAUCAUUUGUUCACCCACACUGUGCGACUCACAAAGACACGGCGGUUGAACCAAAAAUCGCCAAUUUGGACUCCAGACCAAACAACAAAUUUCCACGGGUCUAAAGUCAAUUUCUCGUAUUUCUUGGCCCAGACAAGUCUCUUCUCAUUGGUGUUCUUUAGUAGUGGUUUCUUUGCAGCAAUUCGACUAUGAAGGCCUGAUUCACACAGUCUGAACAGUUGAUUUUGAGAUGUGUCUGUGACUUGAACUGUGUGAAGCAUUUAUUUGGGCUUCAAUUUCUGAGGCUGGUAACUGUAAUGAACUUACCCUCUGCAGCAGAGGUAACUCUGAGUCUUACAUUCCUGUGCCAAUCCUCAUGAGAGCCAGUUUCAUCAUAGCGCUUGAUGGUUUUUGCGACUGCACUUGAAGAAACUUUCAAAGUUAUUGAAAUGACUGACCUUCAUGUCUUAAAGUAAUGAUGGACUGUCACUUCUCUUUGCUUUUUUGAGCUGUUCUUGCCAUAAUGUGGAUUUGGUCUUUUACCAAAUAGGGCUAUCUACUGUAUACCCCUCUACCUUGUCACAACACAACUGAUUGGCUCAAAUGCAUUAAGGAUAGAAAUGACACAAAUUAACUUUUAAGAAUGCACAUCUGUUAACUGAAAUGCAUUCCAGGUGACUACCUCAUGAAUCUGGUUGAGAGAAUGCCAAGAGUGGUGUAUUUUUGAAGAAUCUCAAAUAUGAAAUUGAUUUUAGAUUUGUUUCACACUAUUUUGGAUACUACUUGAUUCCAUAUGUGUUAUUUCAUGGUCUUGAUGCCUUCACUAUCAUUCUACAAUGUUGAAAAUAGUAGAAAUAAAGAAAUACCCUUGAAUGAGUAGGUGUUCUAAAACUUUUGACCGGUAGUGUCUUUAAGUGCUAUCACACGUGGAAACAAAGAAACAUACAUGCACACAUGCUCAUCAGGUCUCAGGGAGUGUACGUACACAUUCCAUACUGUAUUAAGCUUUACAAACUGUGCAGUACAUUCACAGUGACAUUACAGUAACAUCCACCCAUGUUCUCAUCGCUUCUAGUUAUCAGUACAUACUUUUACAAUUCUAACAAUAUUCAUGUUUAAUGUAAUCUGCAGUACAAGUAUCCUGUUUCAAAAUAAUCAAAAAAGUAUAAUAAUUGUUCCCCAUUUGUCUAUUUUAUAUAAUAAAUUAAUUCUAACCUUGUUGACAAAAAGUACACAUCUCCACAUACAUGAAUUUACAUGUAACUACAUUCCAUUCAAACCUCGUAUAACAAAGGCAUGUGACAACAAAUGCCCUUUCUGCAAAUAAAUUAUUCUGCUAAGAAAUGACCAGUUGUCAUGUGAACAAAUCCAGAAACCGGUAAUGUGUUGACUAAUUCAUCUUUGUAUUAAUGUACUAAACAAGAUCAUUACUAGAAAAAUUAGCUGCCAUUAACAACCAUGUUGGCAAAAAAAAAUAAAGACUUUCAGUGUG
This is a messenger RNA of Oncorhynchus keta (chum salmon), 3349 nucleotides long. It is a transcript of the gene tectb, whose product is annotated as tectorin beta. The coding region runs from base 109 to 1140 and encodes 343 amino acids. Gene Ontology annotation, cellular component: cell surface. The transcript is spliced from 11 exons. Lineage: Eukaryota; Metazoa; Chordata; Actinopteri; Salmoniformes; Salmonidae. The record is from RefSeq and is a predicted model, not a curated record.